Messenger RNA from Closterium sp. Naga37s-1, 2709 nucleotides. NCBI's taxonomy places the organism in Eukaryota, Viridiplantae, Streptophyta, Zygnematophyceae, Desmidiales, Closteriaceae. The record is from the annotation of a GenBank genome assembly.
AUGGCGCAACUUGUCAUGCUUCCGCUGAUGGACGAAUCACCUGUGGCCGACGAUAACGGUGGAUAUAGCGGCGGAUAUAACGGCGGCAUGUUCGCUCAGCAGACGAGCCCCGCGCCUCCCUUAUGGACCUCCCUAGACGCCAUGCACGGGCUGGACCACGAUUCUUCCGGGUUCCUUCCAUUGGACGCGUCCGACGGAGACGAAUCGCAGCAACAACAUCAGCAGCAGCAGUCGGACUACACCCACCACCACAGCCACCAACCGUCGGAUCAUCUCAACGUACGGCGAGAUCUUCUCGAGGACGAUAACUUCGGCAGCAGCGAGUUCGACCCGUCGUCGGGAGCGAGCGGAGCGGGGGAGUGUGUGAUGCUGUACCAGGAUGCGCAGAGGGGGGAGGAGGAGGAUAUGGUGGGGAGCCUUAACCUCCGCAUCUCCCCGCAACCCGACGCUUCCGAUCUCACAUCGGCUCUUUUCUCCGAAGGCCAGGCGAGCAACAACGGCGGCGGCGCGACGCUUGGCGGGUCGUCGUGGCAGCUGUGCGACAAUCUGUUCGCAGAGCCGAUCGUCGACUGCGGCGAGCUGCUCUCCGGCGACGGCGACGGCGACGAUCUGCUCGCGGCGUCCGCGGGGCACGACGAGGCGGAGCAGGCGGACGGCGGAAGCGGCGGAGAAGAAAUGGAGAUGAGGGAUCCGGCCGUUGCGUAUCUCACGCCGGAAAAGGCGCCGCAGAUGCCGGCUAGUUCGGACCCAGCGGAGGUGGCAACGCCGGGAUGUGACAAUAGCGAGGGCGGUUUCAGCACGCCGCAGGUGCCAAGCGCGGGUUUCUCCCGCCCGCGCAGCCGGUGCCCCACGGAGCGGGGACUGGCGCAAAAGGGCGCGCUCAUGACCCCGUCCGGCGGAGCAACGGCGCGCGCAACCCGCGAGAACCUGAUGCGGCGGCUGGGGCAGGCGGGCGGAGCGGCGGAGCCCUGGACCCCCGUGACCCCCGCGAAGGACGAGGCGGGGAAGCGGUCCCCCGACCAGCUUGCGCGCGUGGCGGUGUCGCUGGAUGCGGAGCUCGGUCUGUUCGCGGACUCCCCGCCGCUGCUGUGGAACGGAGUGGCGCAGCAGCAGCAGCCCCAGGCGCAAGGGCAGUGCUUCCAGAUGCCCCAGUACCAGCAACAGCAGCAGCAGCAGCAGCAGCAAGUGGCGUUCAGCAACGGACGAAUGCUGGAAGCGUCGAGUUCCCGCACCAUGCCUGCCGGCGCCGUGCAGAGCAUGCUUGGCGCGCAGCAGCAGCCGCAGCAGUACGGGAUGGCGGGUCAACAGCAACAGCAGGGCUUGGCGGGGCAGCACGGGUUCUGUGCGACGCCCGGGGAAGGCGCGCACAUGCGCGCGGACCCCGCGGAGGCGUCCGACAUGUCGCUCUUCUUCGAUAUGGAGCAGCAGCAACAACAGCCCCUGCCGUCGCCGCCGCAGCUCCAGCAGCCGCAGCAGUCCCAACAGCAGUACCACCAGCAGCACUACCAGCAGCAGCAGCAGCAGCAGCAGUACCAGCAGCAACAGCAGAACCGGGGGUAUCAGCAGAUGCAGCAGCAGCAAGAGCCGGACGUGGUUCGUGAUUUCCUCUCCUCGUCUCCGGACGGCGACGCGGCUCUCGACAGCUUGGUUCUUGACGGCCUGCCGUGCGACAGACGGCUGUCCGGCCAAAUGAUGCUGCCCAAGGAUCUCGCGUCGUUGAUGAACGACGCUGACGUGGACGCAUCUGCCGCCACGUGGCCGCAGCCAAGCAACAACACCGCCCCACUGAAGCCGCAGCAGCAGGCAGUACCACGGGUGCCCCCCGCGUUUCAGCAGCAACCGCACCCACAGCAACCUCAGCUGCAGCAGCAGCAGCCGCAGCAGUCGCAGCAGCAGCUGCCGCAGCAGCCACGCAUGCAGCAGCAAUCUCAACUGCAGAGGCAGAACAGCCAGUCUCGUGGAUGCAGUUUGCCUCAAGGAGCCGUCGCUGCUCCUCCUGCACCGGCUCCCAAACAACCUGCUCAACGACCGACGACGUCCGGAGGUGCGAAGCGGAAGGCAGAGGAGCCACUAAGCGCCGGUGGGAAGGCCACGUCAUCACGAGCCCAGCCUCCAGCAGUGAAAAGGAUCAAGUCUGAAGACGCCUGCGAGGCGACAACCAGGCAAGCUUCGCCUGUUACUGCUUCUGCUUCUGCUCCAGCUUCAGCUGGGCCGGUUGAUCUGACCUGCAGAGAGCAGGAGCAGCUGGGAUUGGAGACUGGCGACGACAGCGAUGGUGUGGUGUUGAACGAGCCAUCAGCCAAGGGAUCUCGCUGUGGUACCACUGCUGCAGCCGCUGCUGCGUCUGCUGCUGGUACAUCUGCUGGUGCAUUGAAGCCUGAGGCUCCUGCAGCUGAUGCGAAAAAUGUGAAAGCGAAAGCGGAGGUGCAAGUAAAGGAGGAGCCAAGCAAGGCUGGGAGCAGAGCUGGCGGAGGAAGCAGCUCUCAGAAGGAGAGUGGUAACCAGGCGUUUCAGGAUGACUUGGGGGAAGAUGGAGCUGUGGAGGACGGGGAGGACGACGAGGGAGGGGUGAUAGUGGGACGGAAGAGGUCGUUUGUGCAGAAUCCGGCUGCUUCUGCUGCGAGGAAGAGAAGGCACGACAUGAACCAGCGGCUGAAAGUGCUCGUGGAUCUCGCAGUUUCCCGUCUUUCCAUUGCGCACCGAGUUUGA